CCAAUACACACACACAUUUUCUUUAUAAGAAAACAAAUAAAAAAAAAAGAAAAGAAGAAGAUAAAUAGGUUUACACGUGUCAAAAACCCAGAUGCUCAAUCUCCUCGCACACACCCACCAUUCCAGGGUAGUACUCAGUACUCACCACUCCCCCCAUUUCCACUCUCCAAUGGGGACUUUUGUCAAACACCUUAUCCUCUCCCACGCCUCACUCUCCUCCUCCUCCUCCCCCGGCCACCGUCGCUCCUCCNAUNCCGUGGCGUCCACGGUCCUCGCGGCGGCGGCGGCGCUCCACGCGCGGCGGCCGGCGGCGCCGCCCCCGGCGGAGGCGGCGGAGAUGGCGUGGGGGACGCGGUCGUUCAUCAAGGAGAAGUACUUCCAGCCGGGGCUGUCGCCGGAGGAGGCGGCGGCGCGGAUCCGGCACACGGCGGAGGGGCUCCGCGACAUGCGCCACAUGCUCGACACCAUGUCGUGGCGCUACGUGCUGUUCUACGUCCGGCUCAAGGCGGCGUACCUCGACGCCGACCUCAAGAACGCCCUCGCCACCGUGCCCGAGGGGCGCCGGGCCUCCUACAUCAAAACCGCCAACGAGGUCGUCGACAACAUGUCCGAGUUGGAUCGAUAUGUACGUACUCCAAAAGUGUAUGAAUCAUAUCUCUACUACGAGAAGACUCUCAAAUCACUGGAUGAGUUGAUCACUUUCCUUGCCUAAUUAGAGAGGAAUUAAUAAUAUUAUUAAUCCUUAUUUUGAGUAAUUUGCUAUUUGAAAAGAUGUUCUAUAGCUUACUUAAGUAAUUAAACAUCCUAAAAUUCAAGCACUAGGCUUUAUUCAUUGCAAGGAAUGGUUAUUCAAUUUGCAUUUGGCUCCAUCAUGUUGUAUAUAAAGAUUUUAGGGGACCUUAAUGCUAUUAAUCACAAUCAUUUUCAUAUCU
Messenger RNA from Ananas comosus (pineapple), 932 nucleotides. Its product is annotated as photosynthetic NDH subunit of lumenal location 2, chloroplastic. Gene Ontology annotation, biological process: photosynthetic electron transport chain; photosynthesis. Gene Ontology annotation, molecular function: calcium ion binding. The record is from RefSeq and is a predicted model, not a curated record. Bases 92 to 712 code for a protein of 206 amino acids. The transcript has 3 exons. NCBI's taxonomy places the organism in Eukaryota, Viridiplantae, Streptophyta, Magnoliopsida, Poales, Bromeliaceae. Gene Ontology annotation, cellular component: photosystem II; extrinsic component of membrane; photosystem II oxygen evolving complex.